AUGUCGACCUCGGUCUCUCUUCGCAAACGCCGCUCCGUCGCAUCUCGGCCCAUCACCAAUCGACCGCAAACCAUCACAGGACAGCAGAACAAGGCGCUCAACGAGGAGCAAGAGCGCGAGCGCCAAGCCAAGGAGCUGGAUGCGCGUCGACGUCGCGCUCGUCGCCGCUUAGACGAGCUCGAGCGAAUCAACUAUCGCGAUGCACCCACAGCUUCGACAUCGGCAGCAACGCCUUCCCUCGACGCAACCGCCUCGGGAACCAGCGAUGGAGCAAUCGCAGCAACGACUGGAGACGCUGAGCCAAUCACAGCAGGCACCGCGUCUGGCGUGAGCCAAGCACAAAGGCGGCGAAAUCAGGCUGAAAUUAAACGCAUCCUCGUCGGCGGGCGGCGCAACCUCCAUUCCAUCGUAGAGGAGCUGGCGGACCAGGGAAGGCUGCCAUUGCGACCAGGCAAGGGGAAGGCGAACUGGAGAAGUGCAAGGUCAGGACCAUCGACCGUGCCAGGAAGAAAGUACUGCAGCAUAUGCGGAUACCAUGGCGAUCUAGCUUGCAUGCGCUGCGGUCAUAGGUACUGCUCGAGGAGAUGCAGAGACACACACGACGAGACGCGCUGCGAGCGACCCAUGCGCUGA
Messenger RNA from Kalmanozyma brasiliensis GHG001, 633 nucleotides. RefSeq names its product Zinc finger, HIT-type. Lineage: Eukaryota; Fungi; Basidiomycota; Ustilaginomycetes; Ustilaginales. Bases 1 to 633 code for a protein of 210 amino acids. Gene Ontology annotation, biological process: chromatin remodeling. The transcript has 2 exons. Gene Ontology annotation, cellular component: Swr1 complex. Gene Ontology annotation, molecular function: nucleosome binding. The record is from RefSeq and is a predicted model, not a curated record.